Messenger RNA from Orbicella faveolata, 2482 nucleotides. Its product is annotated as polyunsaturated fatty acid 5-lipoxygenase-like. Gene Ontology annotation, molecular function: metal ion binding; oxidoreductase activity, acting on single donors with incorporation of molecular oxygen, incorporation of two atoms of oxygen. Gene Ontology annotation, biological process: lipid oxidation. NCBI's taxonomy places the organism in Eukaryota, Metazoa, Cnidaria, Anthozoa, Scleractinia, Merulinidae. The record is from RefSeq and is a predicted model, not a curated record.
AUCUUAUUUCCAUAUUAAAAGUGACUUAGAAGCUUUAUUCAGGCUCUACCAAACAGUCCAGGUGUGCCUGUAAAAUAUCUCGCUCGGCUUUGUGUGGAACUUGCACCUUCACGAUAGAGUUAUCUCAGACAACAUCGUUUGCUUGACGCGUACACUGGCAUCAUUGUGGGCCUCCCAUGGGUUUUGGGAAAUAAGGGAACAGGAUCAUUUAUUUCAGAGGAGCAGGGGAUGUUUUAGGGAUUAAUUCAAGGGAAAAAGAGAUAUCUCUAUACUAUUAAAAGUAACUUUGACAGAAAAAAUUAUUGGGAACAAUGGAAUUCAUUAAUGGCGAGCAAGGAAGCAAAAGUGAAAUUUUCAAGCGAUCAAGGAAACACGCUACUCCUUACACCCUGGAAGACCAUCAUCAUUGUUUGCGUCUUGCAUUUAGAAAUUUCCCCAGCAGGAAUAAAGUAGUAGAAAAAGCAUGCAGUUCGCUUUUAACUGUUCAUGCCAUGUUUGAAAGAUACCAAUUGAAACCCACUCUGAGUAAGAAAUAAAGACACUUCGCCUUGUCCUUUCAACUUUGUUCAAUUCUUUUACUACUAUCUUGAAAGUCAAGCAGUAUUCUAGACUGAGAAGUACGCGUGUAAAAAACAGUUUGAACCACCCUGAUAAGCUCAUAAUGAACGCAGAACUGUUAUACCUGCCAUAAUUGUAGUUCUAUUUUGAAAUCUAUUUUCCUUUUUCGUAUCCGUAGUCAUAAUUUGGAGCGAAAGAUAAUUACCAUCAACAUGAAUCGAAAAAUGUCGAAGCCAAAAACAACCUUAAACGUAAAGACCGUAAACAACAGCGACCUUUUAGACCCCUUUGUUUAUCCUUUCAAUGUCAUGCAAAGCGGUUUAACGGUGUCUAGGUAUUAUAAAGAGGAUCAAGACGUGAAGGAAGACCUGGAACUUCAGGCUUACCUCAAUGAAGUGUCACUGGACGGAACUGGACCGAAUGGCGGCAUUGGAAGGAUUCGAGGUUUGCAAGCAAGCAUUGAUUCAAAGGAAGACCUCUGUGAGAUAGUUAGUCGAAUAAUCUCGCACGUGACAAUCUAUCACGCCUCGGUCAACUAUGUCGUAAAAGACUACCCUGAAUACAUUCCCAACCAGCCAACUAAACUGUACGAUGACACCAGAGUGGAAGAUGGGAAAUUCUCUGUUUUCCGCCUUCCUAACAGGCUGGGAAGUGCUAUCCAAUCCUCAGCGUUCUUGACCCUGGGAGAAUUUCGUUUCGAUUCCCUGUUUGACUACGGGAACGAGCUUCAAGACAUUGACGCCGUGAACCUCGUCAAUGGUUACUAUAGUUACCUCAUGACCGUUGUUCAACCUCGUAUGCAAGAAGAAAAUGAAAUGCGGAAGAAGACUGGACAUCUGACUUAUCCAUAUUUUAUUCCAAGAUGGCUGCCGAAUAGUGUUCAGACCUAGAAAACCUUGGUUAUGUUGGAUGGGGACGUGCGCUACAAAGCUUUAACUUACUGUUUUAAGUUCCCUGAAUGUGCAAAUAUUGGAGGGCAUGUUGUUAAGGGUGUGGUUUCUUUUUUGAUUCCUAUGCACGUAGUAAUUGUGAUUAGUCACCGAAAAUUAAAGCCGUAGGUGAAAAACAUUGGGUUCAUUUUGCCCCGCAUACGUACGUUGAAAGCAAAUCAACCUUGUGUAAUGCGCGCGAGCGUUUGUUGUCGUCAUUUUUCUCGUCCUUUAUCUUCCGUCUUCACAGCGCAGCCUUGACAAACUUUUAGAGAUAGAAAACGUUUGUCGCGUUUCGUAACAUAGAGGCAUGAGGAGCUGCGGGAAAACGAGCCGAAAGCGAAUGUUUCUUUAGUUCUCUCUUUAGCUCUUACAAGAGUGUUUACUGCUCGGUAGAAACACGAGGAAAGUGAUUUAUAUUUUUUUUGUGAAAACACGGCCAUUUAGAUAUUUCUUCUCGUCCUCAAAAAAUAUUGCCAGUUGAACAAAAACCGCCUUUUAUCGCAUACGAUAAACAGUAUAACCCUAAUAAGGGGCUUUGAAUGGCAAGUUCCACCCUCGUUUCGGAGAUAUUUGAUAUUUCUGCUUUAAAUGUACCUAGAUUUCCGAGUAAAUCGUUUUUGUUAUUGGGUACCCAAUAAGGCCUACACGGGGGAUUAACUCUUAUACGCUCGCCUGCAAUGCAGGCGUAUUUUGGCGAGCGAGCGCAUUUUGAUCAAGCAAGCGCCAUCUUGGAUCAAAUUCGGAAGGGACAUGAGGAGAAACGAAAAGGCGUCCUAGGGAGAAACCUCAAGGCUGAAAGAAGAGCCAACAUGGCGGGGAAUCUUCUCGAUCGCGAGCUAAUACCGAAUAUUCAUGGACACACGAAAAAUGCCUGCAAGCAUUGAAUGGGCGUAGGGAGUCCUUACUUUCUUAACAUGGCGAAAUGCAAGAGUUAAAACAACACCAAUGGAAACAAAGUAUAAUUCCAUACACUUAUUUAUAGGUGUUUUCCA